This is a messenger RNA of Angiostrongylus costaricensis, 1497 nucleotides long. Lineage: Eukaryota; Metazoa; Nematoda; Chromadorea; Rhabditida; Metastrongylidae. The record is from the annotation of a GenBank genome assembly.
AUGCCAAAUAUUGUCCAGAUGAUGGCUCAUCUGACUAUGAGCAAGUGCCAUUAUUGUCAGCGAUUGUUGCACAAAGCCAUUGUAGACAUCAUUCUGAGCUUGAGGAAUUUUCCACAUGAAGUUCGGGAGGAGCUACUGUCGUUGAUUUCGACCGUGUUCCCUGAAAAUCCGCGUACACCGCAGCAGAUUCUGGACAUAAUCACCGAAUGUGCUAAAAAAACGGAUUUGUUGACAGUAUUUCGUUACGGUGAGGAUCGUACUGAAGAUGUCGACCACGCCAUUCUAACGGCAGUGCUUAAGCGGCAGAAUUUAAGUUUACCAGAACAGUUGUCGUUAACUUUGUUGUGGAAUCGAGUGGACGUGGCCAGGUCAUGCCUUUUUUCCGGCGGACGUCACUGGCCCACUUGCGAGUUGCACUCAGCCAUGAAAGAUGCGCUUCGUCUAAAUCGGGUGGAUUUUGUUGAGUGUUUGUUGGAAAACGGUGUGUCGAUGAAGAAGUUUCUCACAAUCGCCACACUUGAGCAGUUGUACAAUCUGGAUGAUGAUGCCCAGCAUAAUGUUCACUUCCUUGUUGAGCACAGCUCUCCUACCAGCUAUAUGACUCUGCCUGAUAUCGGUUUGAUCAUCGAGAAGUUGAUGGGAAACGCCUACAAGCACUACUAUACAUCGAGACUAUUCAAGAAUAACUACGAGAAAUUCCGUAAAAAAGCGCAGCUUUCUCGUCUGAGCAGCUUCCAUAUUCGCCUGGUCGCCAAGACAUCACCUAGACGACGAAAGAGCGCAGAUUGGGCUAAUACGUUACAGUGUGAUGAAGGUAGGUCUACUGUGUUAGUUGCGUUGCGAAAGAGACCCGAAAUGGCUAGGUGCAUGUGGCUUCACGGCGAAGAUGCUAUGGCGAAAAGUCUUGUAGCCGCCAGGCUAUACAAGGCUAUUGCACGAAUUGCUGAAGAGGACUACCUAGAAGUGGAAGUGGCACAACAACUUCGCGAAUACUGCGAGUCGUCGUGUUCGGAAUCCCUGCAGUUGCUGGACUUUUGCUAUCGCGAAGAUAACAGCCAAACGUUGAAGUUGCUAACAGCUCAGUUACCUCAUUGGGGUUAUCAGAAUUGUUUAUCGCUAGCUGUAAUGGUGAAUCAUAAGCGGUUUUUGGCUCAUCCAUGUUGUCAACGUCUUCUUGCCGAACUCUGGCACGGGUCGCUACGGAGCACAACAUACGAUACAGUUGGCAAGUGCCGAUCAGAUCACUUAGAAGAGAACAGUGUUAACAAUAUACUCUCACUUCCUUUACAGAAGUUUAUCAAAAGCACAUCAAGGAAAAAGACAAUAAAGACAAAGUUGAUGUGCGAUGAAGAGCUUGACGAGCUGGUUGACAAUUGUGACGGAUUUUCGAAGAAGGUUAACAUCGUCUCGCCGAAACGAAGCAGUCUGCUCAAAGACUGCGCUGAUUCACCAUAUCUGCAGGCAGGUCUACUGAACUAUCUUCCUCAUUUUCCGUAG